Messenger RNA from Durotheca rogersii, 1531 nucleotides. RefSeq lists its product as uncharacterized. The record is from RefSeq and is a predicted model, not a curated record. Lineage: Eukaryota; Fungi; Ascomycota; Sordariomycetes; Xylariales; Xylariaceae. The transcript is spliced from 4 exons. The coding region runs from base 298 to 1389 and encodes 363 amino acids.
UUGCCGCCGGCGUACACGCGUAAUACCUGCAGAGUUGGCUACUGAUUGCAUCGUCUACCCGGCUACCAACAACCACAUAUCGCUUUGCCUCGUCGUUUGCCAUCUAGUUCGCUUCUUUGCUCUGGUCUGCGUCGCUCGGCUCUGCGUUGCCCCCCUCCCCCCCCCCGGACUUUGCCCGUCUUCUAGAGCUGCUGGCCUUGCUCUUGCGUCUGCUAUUCGCUCGAUAUUUAUACCUCACCUCCCUUUCUCUACCCAUCCCGUCCGCCGUCCGCCGGGUCUAGCCGCGUUCUGCCCGCCAUGCCCCCUCUCCUCAAUAAGAUCUGGGCCAAGUCACCAGCGCCCAAGCCCGCCAACAGCGGCCAGGCUAGCGAUAAGGGGCCGCGCGGGACCAAGCGCAAGUCCAAGGGCGACCCCUACGACGAGAUAGACGAUGACGACGAACCCCCGAGACCACCCCCGACCCCUCGCAACCGACCGCGUAUUGCUUCUGAGACGCCGGCAUCCAGCUCUAAGGGACGGUCGUCGCCGGCGAACAAGACUGCUAAUACGCCUAGAAAGCAUCGAAGUCGCUCGUGGGGCACCCGCAGGGGUAAUGCUGCCAACGACACCGCCGGUAAUCCCGCUCGUGCACAAGGUCGAAACACGCCAACGAAUCCCGCCAACGCCGAGGCCGAGUAUUCGGGGAGUUCAUUUGCCCCCAUUCUAGAUACAGACGAUGCUAACCCCUCCCGCAACGAGCAAGCCACGAGCAACGGUGCCGGCGCGGAUACAGGCGACACCGCUGCUGCCAAGCCCGGAGCUGCCAGCGAGGCCCCGAUGAAUGCCGGCGCGAAAGAAGACAAGGCGGGCGCGAGUAGAAAGGGCGGGGCAGAUAAGAGCAAGGCCCAGGCUCAGGCUGAGGUUUCGGGUGAUGACGUCGAAGUCGAUGGCGGCGAGGAACUCGAGGUUCGUGCCCUCCUCCGACACCGGAUGGCAGAAGACGGCAGCGGUCGGGUCGAACUGCUCGUCCACUGGGCCGGGGAGGGGGAGGAGAGCGCGACGUGGGAGACGGAAGAGGAGAUACAAGAGGGGGCGGCAGAAACGCUGUACGCGUAUUGGAAGGCCCAAGGCGGCCGCAUCAAUGCGCUCUUCAUCAAGCCGAAGAACCCGCCGGUGGAGACGUACCACGUAUUCAGAUUGCUGAGCCACGCGAAGAAGGCCCGGGGCGGUUUCGAGUUCGAGGUGCAGUGGGUCGGCCAUCCGCCGACGCGCGGCGAGACGUCGAAGGAGAUGGAGGCCAAGCUGAGGAACGUGGCGCCGGGCGCGCUGGAUGCGUACUGGGAGAGCGUCGGGGGCCGCGACAAGUUCCUGGCCAGGCGCGGUCGCAACCAGAGAGGGCGGGCCGAGUGAUGAGGGCAGGGUUACCUACCGGCAAGGUGGAUAUGUACGGGUGUUUUUUUUUUCUUCUCUCUCUGUCCUCGCUCUCUUGCCUCUCCGUUUCUUUGCUUCUUGUUUCCUCUCUCUCAGUGGGAGACGCGGAGAUACCUACCUC